UACAAAUCAGUUUUUGGCGGUACGCGCACCGAGACGGUUCAUUUACGCAGCGGUAAAAGCAAAAACGUUCACUGCAAGAAAUAAGCUGACUGCUGCGAAACUCGUGUGCGUAAAAUUUGGCGCGUCAAGCGAAAGUCGAGCUAACUAAGUUGAAAAAAUCUCUAUAACAAGUUAUUUGUGGAAAAUAAAAAAUAAGAAAAUGUAUUAAGCUGUGGGCUAAAAAGCACAGUUAGGGACUGUUAGGGACAUUUAGGCAAAUAAUAGUGAUUAACAGCGAAAGAAGUGAUUUGGUGUUUGUUGAGUGAUGGCAGCCACGCCUACAAUUGUGUUUGAAAACGGCACCAUGCUGGGCGCCAUGAGCGAGCAGAGGAAACUACAGCCGCCUCUAAUGUCCAACACAUCGAACACAUUUGUCAUACCGGAAAUUGUGAUUAGCGGCAGCCACAGCAGCAACAGCCUCCAUCGCAGUCGCCCUGACAUUGAUGCAGCCCAUCCGAAUGCCAAUGAGGAAAUGGCAGCCGAAUGCACUGCGCUGCUGGAGCAGCAGCAUCAACACCAGCAGCAGCUGCAGGGCGCCGAGGAGGACACCGAAUUUGAGCAGUUCAUAUUGAAUCGCACCACAUCCGAGAGCAACAUGCUCGAGUCGAGCAUUUACAGUGAGCUGCAGUUUACGUCCACCACCGCCGGCAUGGCUGCCAACGCACCACCGUCCACGACGCUCAAUACGAGCGCCUGCUCCCGUUCUGAGUCGCGGCAGAGCAAGCGCACGCGCCGCAAAUCCCACAGCAAGAGCAACAAGAGCAAAUGCAGCAACAAUGCGGCAGUUGCAGCUACUGGCGCUGGCGCCGCAGUUGCAGCAAACGGUGCGCCACCUGUUGGCAGCUAUCCGCCGCAAUAUACGGCCAUAUUUCUGGAUCAUCAUCUCAAUCAUCAUCAUCAUGCCGCAGCAGCGGCCGCCAAUGCCAUGGCCAAUGCGGCGGCCACAUCGCCGUUCCUCAACGCGAAUCCGGAGAGCGCCGCCAACUAUUUGCAAUAUCAUCAGUACUAUCAGCAGCGGCCCAUGGGCAUGGCUCAUCCGCAUCUGCGCAGAACGCUUCUGGACGUGGCUGUGCCGCUGGCCGGCGGCAGCGGCGAUGUUGCCAGCCCUUUGGCCAGCAACAACCUGAACAUCUCGGCCGUUGCCGGCACAAAUGGCGCUCCGGAGGGCGCCGAGCUGGGCGGCGCUCCGCUGGGCUACAGUUUUCGCAAAUGGUUUGCGCGGCCCUCGCUGCCGUUUGUCAUCGGGAUCUUUGCGCUGGGCGGCGUGGCCUGCACACUGGGCGGCAUUGUGCUGGGCUCCACGGGCCUGAUAGAGCACUCCACGCAAUAUCUGAGCGCGGCGCUGCUGAUGAUUGGCAUCGGCGUCUCGCUGCUGGUCAUUUCGGGCGCCAUUUGGCGUCUCAGCUUGCCCGACGAUGUCGACGAUUGCCCCUGCUUCCGGCGCAUGGAGACCUGCCGCAACUGCAACAGUCCGCACUGCACGAAUCGCCUGCUGCCGGGCAGCUAUCUCUAUCCGGAGUUUCAGCAUCGGCCGCCGCCGCCCUCGUAUCUGACCUCGCUGAAUGAAUACGCCUUCGUCUAUCAUCCGAGCGCCCAUCCCCCGCAGGCGGCCUAUGCCGCCGUCCGCAUGAACACGCCGCCGCCGCUCUACCGCUCCACCUAUUCCCUGAACACUUCGGGCACACACAUGCUGUCCGCAGGCAUCUCGCUGCCGCCUACAAGCGAGCAGGCCGCAGAGGAUCCCUUGACGGUGCUGUGCACACGCGAGGCCAUCAGCCAGACAUCCUUCAAGGAGCUGGAGAUCGAUGAGAUACACGAGGAUCAGGCGGCAAUGCCGCUGACGCGCGAGGCGGAGAGCCAAACGCUCUUCAAGGAGGUGGAACUCGACUAGAAGGCAAAACGAAUCUCUUAAGCAGAUUAGCUAAACAAUUACGUGUGUGUGUGUACUGUGUGGGUUUUCCUCUCAAGAUCCUUGACUGAUUUAUAUCAUACACAAGCUCCAUAUACAUAUAUAUAUAUAUAUAUACAUACAUAUUCAGUUGCGUAUCUUCAACAUAUGAAAACUGUACAAAUUUAUUUUAGAUAUUCUAGUUUUAAAAGUUGUCCUUCUCAAGCAUAAAAAACUUAGUGAAAUUUAAGUGUAUAUAAUUUAUGCAUAAAUAUACAUACAUAGUUUUAUAAAUGAACGUCCUAAUUUUAUACCUAAAGAAACUAUAUACAUAUAUAUAAACAUAGAUUAGUAUUUACAUAUGCGCGAUGCUACGUGCAACAGAUGUUUUCAGUUUUAGCCAAAUGCUCUACGCUGCGGCUUUUAUAUGUUAUGUUGAUCAUAGUCCAAAUGCCAAAUUUAAUAAUAAAUGUCUUUAAAUGGCCUAAAUGUGAAA
Messenger RNA from Drosophila virilis, 2423 nucleotides. RefSeq lists its product as uncharacterized. Lineage: Eukaryota; Metazoa; Arthropoda; Insecta; Diptera; Drosophilidae. The record is from RefSeq and is a predicted model, not a curated record.